AGGUGUGGCAGAGCAAGAGAAGAAAAGGAGAGGAUGGUGUUAGAGCGAGAAGGAAAGAGAGGAAGAGAGAUAAUGCUUGCUCUCCCUUGGCUCUACGGUCACUGUGUAGUUUCAGUCUUACCGUGUACGUUGUAUGGGGCACAGGUCUUCUUCGGCAUCCUUUGUCGUAUUCACAUUCAACCGAGCCGUUCCUUCAGCCCCUGUUUUUCUCCUCGUUUCGCUGAUUCGGGUAUAUACCAACGAAAAGAUUUCACGGAAUAAAUUUUCGAACCGGCUAUCGAAAAGUACGCAUUAAUCCGAUCGCUGGAGUUUUUUCAUACAACUACCGCCACACUGGAGGAAAAUAUUAUAAUUGUUUAUCGUUUUACGCGUACACCGUGUCGCCGCGGAUAGAAAUCCAUGAGAAAUACAUAUUUCUUGUUACUUUUUAAAAAGGAUGUCUGCCCGUUUAGAAUAUGUGAAUCGGCAAGUUUAACGACGUCAACAAAGAGACGCUGUUAACGAACGCGUCCUGAAAUAUAAACUUGACUGAAUGUCUCGUGACAGUCACGUGUGGCAUGUUUUAUGGAUUUGAUGCGGAUGAAAAUGUUUCGGAGGCACGAGUACGAUUUCUGCGAACGAUUUAUACAAACUAGAACUAUGCGAUUUCUCGCCGACCGAGCAUAAAAAUUCUAAUCUCACUUUAUAACCUCCUUAUUUUUAAUACGGACUCAACAUCCGCAACUGUGAGUGGUACUCCGCGUUUCCUACUUCUUUCAUACUUACGAAUGCGGCUUGAUGUGGUCAGUUGGACUCGAUACAGUUUUUGUGAAAAUUAAGUGCAACCGAACGUUAUUAACUUAUAAAAUUAUUACUUCGAACAGUAUUUGAUCGUAAAGAAAUUAAAUACGCGUGUAUGAAAACUUAUUCUUAAAACUUUCACAAUCGCUCCAAAACUAUAGUUCCUAUUGUAAAUGGAUGCAUUAGUUUCGUGUGCGAACUCCGGUUGUGAUUUUUCUCUUUGUGACUCGACCAGAUGUCGUUCGCGUCGAAAAAAACUUAAAUCUAAAAUUGUGCGGGUUCGUACGAACAGUUGAAUUAAGAUACACGGAAUGAACGCACAAUAAUGAAUAGUUGGAUUCCGUGAAAAAGAGGUUAUGUUCGGUACGCGCGAACUUUGAAAGUGACUCAUAAACAAGUGGUUGUCUUGGAGACAUGUAAAAUAUAUGCGGUCGAUGAUAAAACCGAAGAGUAUCGAACGAAGAAAAUGCAUUGAUAUAUCGCCACGGAAUCAAGGUUUGGAUUAACCAUGUCUACUAAGAGGCGUCGUGGGCCUAAAUUAAAUAUAGAACAUAAAAUAAUACAUGAAGGCCAUAAUAGAUAGGAUGAGUGGAUCUCGACAGAACGAAGCACGUUGCUUCAAUGAAAAUUCUCCACGGCCACCAGUACCUGGAGAGGAAACAGGAAACUACGUCAGCAGGUUCCGUCCACAGAGUCCAACUCUGACCCCUAGGCGUUCUUCUUUUGCAACACCAACAGCUUCAGGUUGCGAUGCUUCGGCACCUUUGGGAUUUGAACCGGAAGGUUGCUGUAGUACGACAACUAUGGAAAGCGAUUCGCCACCUGCUUGUUUGCGGUGGGCCAGGAACCUGCAUUCCUUGCUGCAGGAUCCAGUUGGCUUGGAAUUGUUCAGAAAAUACCUUGAUCAAGAAGGUAGACCUCAUGCGAAUCCACUUAACUUCUGGUUUGCCUGUGAGGGUCUCAAGGAACAAGAUGAUCCUGAAAGGAUACAUCAAUUGGUUAAACUUAUCUAUAGAAAGUUCUUCCUCAAGUCGCAGUUAGCUAUACCAGAAGAUGUACGUAAAGAGGCUAAUCGCCGUGUUAAAGAAGGGAGGGCGGACGAAAGAGUAUUCGAUGCUGUACAGUUGGAAGUCGAACGUCUCAUUAACGAGACUACAUAUCCAAACUUUCUACGAUCUGACAUGUAUCUUCAGUAUGUUCAGUCCUGCCAAAAUCCAGAUUCUGGUGGAUGCCCUAGUUCAGGAUCCAGUCGGGAAAUGUCUGUUUCUUGUGGGCCAAGUUUAUUGCCCACUGUCCACGAAGAUAGCGAAUUUGUUAGUUCCAUACAUAGCUCGCAUUCAGCUAGCGAAACGCCUGGGGAAUUGAGGAGUGAGCUGAGAUUGACCAAAGAUAUGCUUAUGGCUACUCAACAAACUAGGGCGAUGGAUCUUCGACCAAAGCCAGAAGCGUAUGCUGGCAUUUACUUGCAACAUGGAACUAGUCCAUAUCAUAUGCUCGCACCCAGACUGCACGCACAAUAUUCCUCAUACAACCCAGUAUCCAGACAGGAUUCAGAACUCCAGAGCUUGAGCAGUGAUGCACGAACUGAAUCAGACAAUAUGUCUCUCACCGAUUCAUCAGUUGACGGAGUAUCGAUGAAUAAACAACGAAGUAAAAAACAGUAUAUAAGACAGUGCAGAGCUAUGAAGGAUUCAGCUAGUUUAAAUCGUGAUCCACUAGCGCAUCAUACUAUCAUCCCUCGUACACAGCGAGUACCGCGUGAUCUUAUGCAUCCGUUAAAACCGGAAGAAUUUGCUCAAGUGCUUAUUGAGAAAUUAGAGAACGUCAAACGCGAACGAGAAUCUCAGGAAAAGCUUGAUAGGCAUUUGCAAGAAAGCGAUACAAUUAAUAAGGAUGCACCUUUGGAGAUGCCGAGCGGUGCACCAAAAGCGUUAGCCGAUGCGUUAAGGGAAAAAUUGUUGAUAGAAGAAGAUAACGAUCAAGCGAUUUUAGACCAGCAUGUGUCACGAGUUUGGUCCGAUCUGACGCCUUCUCGAUCUCCUGGACUAUCGUCACCAAGACUGCAUUCGCCUGAAAGAAGACGUUCUACGCACAAUUAUCCACGGCCGUACAAACAGAGGAAAGAGAAGGACGUAUUCUCAACGUUUUCAGCAGAUAGUGGUAAUAUUCACGAUUUUCAAGAAGGCAGCGAUCUUGUCGGAGCUGGCUCCAUGAGUUCACUAGGAUCUCACUUGCCUAAAUCUAAAUCCGUGCCAUCUGAUUACGCCGAUUCCCUCCAUAAGCAAGACCUGUAUCUCCAAGGUCACGAUCAAAGAUUCCGUAGGUCAGACAUGACCAGAAGAUCAGCCACAAAGAAAUCUAUGACAGAAUUAACCGACAGUGGAGUGAGCGUUGUAAGCGAUGCUCCACCGUCGACAAUUAGCAAAGAUAUUCGUCUUUUAUCGUGGCUAAAAGAAACUGAUAAGAAAGCGGAUGUCAAACAUAGCCGUCACGGGAAAAAAUAUGGUUCUCGUAGCGGUUCAUUGGAAAGGACGACCAGGGAAACGUGGGGCGUACCUGCCCAACCCUUUGUUGCUGAUCCAGGAAUGCCACCUUUACCCCAACCCCAUACUGCAACGCAAUUAGAAGAAGCGAGGAGAAGAUUAAUUGAAGAAGAUAGGGCACGUUCGAGUUGUAAACAACGUCAUUCUAAUAUUUCUAAACAGUCAUAUGAGCCUACAACGCAAAGUCAAUCUUAUGUCCAAUCGAAUCAAUCAACUUUAAAAAAGACGAAGCAAGAUAUCGGAGAUUUUACCACCGUUGUGUUCAGUUUCUGUGACGAACAGUUUCCUUAUAGGACUAAAAUUCCUGGUCAUAACGUCACUUUAAAACAAUUUAAAGAAUAUCUUCCUAAGAAAGGCAGCUAUCGAUAUUUCUUUAAAACUGAGUGUGAGGAUUUGGAUACAAAGGUUAUUCAAGAAGAAAUAACCGACGAUUCGGAGGUCUUACCAUUAUGGGAGGGUAAAGUUAUGGCGCAAGUCAAGGCGCUCGAGUGAUAGACUGAAACAAAGAUAUUCUGAAUAAAGAACGUGCUAACUUUGAACAAGUGCCGCAACUAAUUUUAUUUAAGAGGACCAGCAUUCUAUAAGAAGAAAAAUCAUAAUAAGGCGAUACUCGGUGUUAGUUUAUUGAAGUUGCCGAAGCGGUUUCUUCCGCUUCGGUUAACCGAGAAAGUGCUUUUAAUCGAUGAAACAAGAAAUCUGUUAAAUAAGCAAAACCAUUAUAUGUUUAUUAAGUAAAAGAAACGGAAAAGAAAAGGAGACUAUGUUUUCAUUUUUUUUUUUUCUUUUGGAAACUUUUAUUUUUCUUUUUUAACAACAUGGUUCUUCCAAUGUUCGGUAAAAUAUUUUAUGCUUAUUUCAUUCUUCGUAUAUGGAAUCAUAGGUUGUACAUAAUUUCAGUAUGAUUUUUAUAGGAAAAAUAAAAAGCGUUCCUUUUUCUAGCAAAGGUUUUGCACACGCAAUCAAAAGAAAUCAACUAAUAGUGAUUGCAGUUUGAUUGUCUCCAGUCAAUUUGGACAAGCUGCAAUAACGUCAGGAAGCGCUGUACAUUAAUUGAAUAAUUUCUUCCUCUUAAAGACUUCCCAUAGUUUUCCAAACGACUGUACAAAAGCCCGCGUAGUUCAUCGCCUUAGUAAGGUCUGUAUAGACCCUAGAUUUACAUAGGAAAAAAAAAACAUUAUUACAAAUUAGUUUUUAAGAGGAUAUAUUACGUGCAUUAUAAAUACACACGCUCUGUUUAAUAUACGUAAUAUAUCGUGCAUUCGAAGAUAUUGUGAAGGAAAAGAAAAAGCAACAAUAUUAAGGACACGAAUUAUGUUUUGUCGUACCACCAUUAUCACUCAUCUGACAUUUGUAAAAUAAGCUCCUGCAUAAAGGUAAACACGUUGAAAGAUAGACAAGCAAUAUGCAAUUGGCAUUCGGGGGGGGGGGAAUAAAAGUACUUUGGUGGAAAAGGAUUAAUUAGUCUAGACCGUAACGAUGUUGUAUCAGGUGCGAACAAUUGUGCCUUUUUAGUGCAGUAAGGUCGAAGUAAGCCUAAGGAAAAAAAAA
Molecule: messenger RNA, 4871 nt
Organism: Osmia lignaria (orchard mason bee)
Lineage: Eukaryota; Metazoa; Arthropoda; Insecta; Hymenoptera; Megachilidae
Gene: Axn
Product: protein axin
Biological process (GO): negative regulation of canonical Wnt signaling pathway; positive regulation of protein kinase activity; positive regulation of proteasomal ubiquitin-dependent protein catabolic process
Cellular component (GO): plasma membrane; nucleus; beta-catenin destruction complex
Molecular function (GO): molecular adaptor activity; beta-catenin binding; ubiquitin protein ligase binding
Source: RefSeq, a predicted model, not a curated record